This is a messenger RNA of Delphinapterus leucas (beluga whale), 3048 nucleotides long. RefSeq names its product basic helix-loop-helix family member e22 (gene BHLHE22). Gene Ontology annotation, cellular component: nucleus. NCBI's taxonomy places the organism in Eukaryota, Metazoa, Chordata, Mammalia, Artiodactyla, Monodontidae. The record is from RefSeq and is a predicted model, not a curated record. Gene Ontology annotation, molecular function: protein dimerization activity; E-box binding; DNA-binding transcription factor activity, RNA polymerase II-specific. Gene Ontology annotation, biological process: axon development; sensory organ development; positive regulation of transcription by RNA polymerase II.
ACCCACCCUCCCACCAUGCGGGGCCGCGGCCCAUGGUGAGCCCCAGCAGGCAGCACCAUCGGCUGGAGACGAAGAAGAAGAAGAAGAGGAGGCGGCGAGCGCGGGGGAAGGCGAAAAAGAAAAAGAAGGGGAGAGGGCUGCCAGCAGCACCGGGACCGACGCGCGCACCAGCCCCAGAGCCCGGCUCGGGCGCGGCUGCGGCGCCGCCCGACUCCCGAGCCCAGGCGGCGGCGGCCGGCGCUGGACCAUGGAGCGCGGGCUGCACCUCGGCGCGGCCGCCGCGGGCGAAGACGACCUCUUCCUGCACAAGAGCCUGAGCGCCUCCGCCGCCAAGCGCUUGGAGGCGGCUUUCCGCUCCCCGCCCCCGAGCAUGGACCUGUCCCUGGCGCCGCCGCCUCGGGAGCGCCCGGCGUCCUCCUCCUCGUCGCCUCUGGGCUGCUUCGAGCCGGCUGACCCCGAGGGGGCAGGGCUGCUGUUGCCGCCGCCCGGGGGAGGCGGCGGCGGCGGCGGCGGGGUGGGCGUCCCCGGGCUGCUCGUAGGCACCGCCGGCGUUGGGGGCGAACCUAGCCUGAGCAGCCUGCCGGCUGGGGCCGCUCUGUGCCUCAAAUACGGCGAGAGCGCCAGCCGGGGCUCGGUGGCCGAGAGCAGCGGCGGCGAGCAGAGCCCCGACGACGACAGCGACGGCCGCUGCGAGCUGGUUCUGCGGGCCGGCGGCGCCGACCCGCGGGCCUCCCCGGGCGCGGGAGGCGGCGGCGUCAAGGCGGCCGAAGGCUGCUCCAACGCCCACCUCCACGGCGGCGCCAGCGCCCCCCCGGGGGGCCCGGCCGGCAGCGGCGGCGGGGGCAGCAGCGGCGGGGGAAGCGGCGGCGGCGGCAGUGGCGGCGGCAGCAGCAGCAGCAGCAGCAAGAAAUCCAAAGAGCAAAAGGCGCUGCGGCUCAACAUCAACGCCCGGGAGCGCCGGCGGAUGCACGACCUGAACGACGCGCUGGACGAGCUGCGCGCGGUGAUCCCCUACGCGCACAGCCCCUCGGUGCGGAAGCUCUCCAAGAUCGCUACGCUGCUGCUCGCCAAGAACUACAUCCUCAUGCAGGCGCAGGCCCUGGAGGAGAUGCGGCGCCUCGUCGCCUACCUCAACCAGGGCCAGGCCAUCUCGGCCGCCUCCCUGCCCAGCUCCGCGGCGGCGGCGGCGGCGGCCGCUGCCCUGCACCCGGCGCUCGGCGCCUACGAGCAGGCUGCCGGCUACCCGUUCAGCGCCGGGCUGCCACCGGCCGCCUCCUGCCCGGAGAAGUGCGCCCUGUUCAAUAGCGUCUCCUCCAGCCUCUGCAAACAGUGCACGGAGAAGCCUUAAACACCCCCCACCCCCGAAAAACAUAAGACCGACCCCAAAGCUAGAGGAGAGUGAAAAGCUGCUCCCCAACCCCCUUUAUUUGGUCCUCUCGUAGUCGUGAAACACUUGCAGAGAAAACAAAGCAGAGGCGAGAACUGCGGAGAACUAUCAGAGACAAACGGGACUUCUGGCCUCGACAUCCCCAGAAUCUCGGUCUUCGGGGUGGGGAGGGAGGGAGGAGGGAGGUGGAGUUGGGAUAGAGUAUGGAUGUCUUUUUUUCUCGGAAAAGUGGCAACUUUGGUGGCAGCCUAGACCGCGAGGAAGCAGAGUUUUCCUUUAAGGGUAAAAAAUAAGUUGAGAAGUAGGUGUUAUUAAGCGUGGAGAGUAUUACGUGGCAAAAUAGUAAUCCUACUAAUAAUUGUGAAUUUGGCCAGUGCUGAGGGGGAGAGGAGUCGUCCGGGGUUGGGUGGCUUGUGGCACGGAAUAUUCAUUCAGACAAAUCAGAAAGGGCACUUGAAAAUAAAUUUUGAUUCUGAGCCAGGAGAAAAACUUGAAAUGUAGAUUUAUUUAAAUGAAGAAAAGAAAAACAAAAAACAAAAACAGGAAGAGACACGUUGCUAUGAAAGACUUGUAUUUUUUAUUGUCUCUGAACUUUAAUCCUGUGAAAAUGCUCAAAAGUUUUGGCAAGAGUGAUAUUAAAAAAAAACUGACUGUGGCUGAAAGAAUUGCAUUUAAAAAUAUUUAUGUGCACCUUGUUACUUUCCACUCUGCAAUGAUGUAUUAACGAUUCAUGGUAUUUAUUUGUUAUUCUUCAAUGACCCUUCCACAUCAACAGUAUUUAUCCUGUGUUAAGGUCAUGGGGUCUUAUGUGCAGAUUUUUUUUUAAUGCCUCUAAAAUUCUGUUUUAUAGAUUAACUUAUAUUGUGUGCCAAGUGUUUAAAAGGGUUUAUUUGCCAACAAGUAUGAAGAGACAUAUUGAUGUAUCUGAGCUGCUUAGGUUUAUCAAAGGUCACCUGGAUAUCUUCAGCUGCAUCAUCCCUGUAUUUAAAUUGAGCUUUAAUAAAUUGCUUCAGUCCAAAAAUUACAGGAAAGGUGUAUUCUUAAUUGAUGAAUGAAUUGAUCUCUUUUUUUGAAAGGGGACUCCUUUGCAUUCUAAAAAGGAAAGACAUCACAGCAAUAGAUCCUAUAAGUAAGAACAUGCUAAGCAAAUAUUUUUCCAGGCUGUGCUGUGCAUUUUUAAAAGGUCUAAUUUAAUUGCUUUUAAUAUAUGUAUACAUAUAUAAGUUAUUUUAACUGGAGAAUUAUUUAAGUUGAAAGACUGGUUUGAUUUGCCUAUGGUGUCAAAUCCUUUGUUAUUUUUCUAAAAAAAUUUUUAAAAGAAAUAAAAUAAAACUAAGGAAGAGCAAGAAGCUAUUUACCCAAAGCGAGCUUUCAGUUUUAGUUUGCAUGGCUGUUUGCCUGCCUUUCUAUCCUACGAAAAUCAAGAAAACCUUUUUUAAAAAUGGAGUCCUGCUAUUUUCCACUCCUUGCAGAUAAUACUAAUUCAGUUUGUCAGGUUGGAUGGUGAGUGGGGAGCUAUGAUGGAUCUAUUGGCGGGUUUUGGAUGUGUAAAGAAUGAUAUAUAUAUUAAAUAGGUCAAUCAGACUAUGACAGCUAUGUACAACCAUUUGUAUGUGUAUCUAUGUCAGAGAGAAUCUUUAUUAAAAUAUUUUGAUCAAACA